AUGGCCAAGAUCAGCACGCAGCACUCCCACCCUUCCCCGGCCCACCUCGCAGAAAGGAGCGUGGCCCGCGGUCUCCACUGCAUUGAAAGUGGCCUCAGCCGGACCCCCUCGCCGGGUGAGGCGACGUCGUCAGAGCUGCAGCAAGGGCUCGCCAUGGAGACUAGAGGACAGGCUGGAGCCGGGCGCCCCUCCUGCACCGGCCAGGGGCCCCCCAGGCUGUCGCGCCUCGUCGUCUCGCUGCGUGCCUGGGCCGCCCGCCGUCUGCACCGCCAGGACCCGGGCCCUGACGCCUUCCUGGAGCAGUUCCACGGCACCGAGCUUGGGGAGGACACCCGCCGGGAGGGCAACGCGCUGGCCCCAGGCAGCCAGGAGCCGCCGGACCCGGGGAGCAGGGGGAGGAGGGGCGCGGCCGUCGUGGACCCCUCCAGCGGCCUGUACUACCACUGGCUGACCGUCAUCGCCCUGCCCGUCUUCUACAACUGGUGCCUGCUCGUGUGCAGGGCCUGCUUCGACGAGCUCCAGUCCGAGCACCUGGCGCUGUGGCUGGUUCUGGACUACUCCGCCGAUAUCCUCUACAUCCUGGACAUUCUGGUGCGAGGCCGGACAGGCUUCCUUGAGCAAGGCCUGAUGGUCAGGGAUGCCAGCCGGUUGUGGAAUCAUUACAUGAAGACCAUUCACUUCAAGCUGGACAUGUUGUCUCUGGUCCCCACAGACCUGGCCUACCUGAAGCUGGGCGUGAACCGCCCGGAGCUGAGGUUCAAUCGCCUCCUGAAGUUUGCCCGGCUCUUUGAAUUCUUCGACCGCACGGAAACGAGGACCAGCUACCCCAAUGUGUUCCGGAUCGGGAACUUGGUCUUGUACAUCCUCAUCAUCAUCCACUGGAAUGCCUGCAUCUACUUUGCCAUCUCCAAGUUCAUUGGCUUUGGGACCGACUCCUGGGUCUACCCAAACAUCUCGAAACCCGAGUACGGGCGCCUCUCCAGGAAAUACAUCUACAGCCUCUACUGGUCCACGUUGACGCUCACCACCAUCGGUGAGACCCCAGCCCCCGUGAAGGAUGAGGAGUAUCUCUUCGUGGUCGUAGACUUCCUGGUGGGCAUCCUCAUCUUUGCCACCAUCGUGGGCAAUGUGGGUGCCAUGAUCUCCAACAUGAACGCCUCACGGACAGAGUUCCAGGCCAAGAUCGACGCCAUCAAGCAGUAUAUGCGGUUCCGCAAGGUGACCAAGGAUUUGGAGUCACGGGUAAUCCGCUGGUUCGACUACCUGUGGGCCAAUAAGAAGACGGUGGAUGAGAAGGAGGUGCUCAAGAGCCUCCCCGACAAGCUGAGGGCCGAGAUCGCCAUCAACGUGCACCUGGACACGCUCAAGAAGGUCCGCAUCUUCCAGGACUGCGAGGCGGGGCUGCUGGUGGAGCUGGUGCUGAAGCUGCAGCCCACCGUGCUCAGUCCCGGCGACUACGUCUGCAAGAAGGGGGACAUCGGCAGGGAGAUGUACAUCGUCAAGGAGGGCAAGCUGGCCGUGGUGGCCGACGACGGCGUCACCCAGUUCGUGGUCCUCGGCGACGGGAGCUACUUUGGGGAGAUCAGCAUCCUCAACAUCAGGGGCAGCAAGUCGGGCAACCGCAGGACAGCCAACAUCCGGAGCAUCGGCUACUCGGACCUGUUCUGCCUCUCGAAGGACGACCUGAUGGAGGCGCUCACUGAGUACCCCGAGGCCAAGAAGGCCCUGGAGGAGAAGGGGCGGCAGAUCCUGAUGAAGGACAACCUGAUGGACGAGGACAUGGCCGAGGCCUGGGCAGACCCCACGGAUGUCCAGGGGAGGGUGGAGCACUUGGAGUCCUCCCUGGAUGCUCUGCAGACCAGGUUUGCCCGGCUCCUGGCCGAGUACACCGCAGCCCAGAUGAAGAUGAAGCAGCGCCUCAGCCAACUGGAGAGCCGGGUGAAGACCUGUGGAAGUGGCCCCCCGCCCGACGGGGAGGCUCCUGGGGGUGCCACGGACACAGAGGACAGACAGCAGUAAAAUCGCAGGCGUGGGUCUCCUCUCCACGAGGACGGCUGUCAGCGUGGCUGCGAUGUGGCCGUGGCUGUGCAGCAGGGGACUUGGCCAGGGUUUGCUUCCAGCUGCCCUCACCUUUUGUGAGCUGGGUGGCCUCGGUUUCCCCGUCUUGAGAACAGGACAUG
Choloepus didactylus (southern two-toed sloth) is the source of this 2180-nucleotide messenger RNA. RefSeq names its product cyclic nucleotide gated channel subunit alpha 3 (gene CNGA3). Gene Ontology annotation, cellular component: plasma membrane; intracellular cyclic nucleotide activated cation channel complex. The record is from RefSeq and is a predicted model, not a curated record. Gene Ontology annotation, molecular function: intracellularly cAMP-activated cation channel activity; cGMP binding; protein-containing complex binding. Lineage: Eukaryota; Metazoa; Chordata; Mammalia; Pilosa; Megalonychidae. The transcript is spliced from 6 exons. Bases 1 to 2019 code for a protein of 672 amino acids. Gene Ontology annotation, biological process: monoatomic cation transmembrane transport.